AUGUCAUUCCGUUCUUUGGCUCUCCCUGGCCGUAUAUCGAGCUAUGCCAGCCUCUCAAACAUCCGUCCUAAUACCCGUUGUGUGGGAGGAAUCUGGAAUCAACGUGGUCUUGCAACAGCAGCUCCGCCAGUGAUCCAGGAUGCGACUGGCUCAAAGGGACCUACAGCGAUGGUCUUUAUGAACAUGGGUGGACCUUCAACAACUGACCAAGUGGAGGACUUCCUGAGUCGACUUUUUUCGGAUGCCGACUUAAUACCUCUGGGAAGACUGCAGAACUACAUUGGACCUUUACUCGCCCGUCGAAGAACACCAAAGAUUCAAAAGCAAUACUCAGACAUCGGCGGUGGCUCGCCGAUUCGUAAAUGGUCGGAAUACCAGUGUGCCGAGAUGUGUAAGCUUUUGGAUAAGAUGUCUCCAGAGACAGCGCCACACAAACCAUACGUCGCGUUUCGCUACGCCGCCCCCUUGACAGAAACCAUGUACGACCAGCUGCUUGCGGAUGGAUUUGGCAAUGGCAAAGGAGGACGUGCUGUCGCAUUUACGCAAUAUCCACAAUACUCCUGCUCUACCACUGGUAGCUCCCUGAAUGAGCUGUGGAAAUGGCGUAACCGAGUGGAAGGGAAGGAUGCCGAUAGAUCGGAUUCAGCUGGAGCUAUUCAAUGGAGUGUCAUCGACCGGUGGCCCUCGCACUCCGGCCUUGUUGAGGCCUUUGCACAGAAUAUUGAGGCGCAGUUGAAGACCUACCCCGAAGAAAAGCGGGAUAAAGUGGUAUUGCUGUUCUCCGCCCACAGUUUGCCCAUGAGUGUUAUCAACCGAGGUGAUCCCUACCCUGCUGAAGUUGCCGCGACUGUACACGCGGUCAUGCAGCGUCUUAAAUUUAGCAACCCGUACCGUCUAUGCUGGCAAUCUCAGGUGGGCCCUUCUGCAUGGCUCGGUGCUCAGACCAGCGACACAGUGAUGGGGUAUGUCAAGCGUGGUCAGACAGACCUGGUCCUGGUUCCCAUCGCUUUUACCAGCGACCAUAUUGAAACUCUAUACGAGUUGGAUAUGGAGGUCAUCCACGAGGCAAACAGCCCUGGCGUUAAGCGCGCCGAGAGCUUGAACGGCAACCCGAUCUUCAUACAGGCACUUGCAGACAUCGCUCACGCGCAUCUGCAGAAGGAAGAUCCCUGUUCCGUCCAGAUGACUCUGCGCUGUCAAGGUUGCAAGAGUGACCGAUGCCUAGAGCAGAAGAAGUUCUUCGCUGGCGAGAAGUAUGGUCCUCUUGUGGCAUAG
Penicillium taxi is the source of this 1275-nucleotide messenger RNA. RefSeq names its product ferrochelatase HEM15. The transcript has 3 exons. Gene Ontology annotation, molecular function: protoporphyrin ferrochelatase activity. Bases 1 to 1275 code for a protein of 424 amino acids. Gene Ontology annotation, biological process: heme biosynthetic process. The record is from RefSeq and is a predicted model, not a curated record. Lineage: Eukaryota; Fungi; Ascomycota; Eurotiomycetes; Eurotiales; Aspergillaceae.